This is a messenger RNA of Symbiodinium pilosum, 1290 nucleotides long. Lineage: Eukaryota; Dinophyceae; Suessiales; Symbiodiniaceae. The record is from the annotation of a GenBank genome assembly.
AUGGGAGUAUGGUACUGGCUGAGUUUGGUACCAUGGUUCUUCGGAGCUGGCCACGUCCAGGAAGCUGGGUGCAAGGAACUUCCGGUAGAGCUUCUGGACCCACUUGCUCUGCUGCAGCUUGACACAGCCAUCCAACCCAGCUUCUCAAACAACUCCUCGCUAUCACACCAAGCGCUUUCGCUUUCUGUCAAGGCAGUCACGAACGCGGAUGGUGGGGUCCGUGAGAGCUUUGAGUUACAGAGUCCGUUGGUUCGAAUCCCGCUCUUGUGCCUGGCUUUCAUGCUUGCGCAUGGUUGGCUUUUCCGUUCCUGGAAAUCCAUCUUCCUACUCAUCAUCCCUCUUGGAUUGAUGAGCAUUCCAGCGUUCCUUGGUGUAGCUGCGGAUGAUAAGGAUCGGGGAUUUUUCAUUGCAAAGACUUGCAGCGUCGCAGCGUUUAUGGAACUGAUGACGGCCUUGUGCGUGGCAUGUGCUUCAGAAGAAGAUGCCUGGCCCUUCAAUGGCUUUGUCCAUCGUUUCUGUGCCCGUCACCUUAAAGGUCGUAACUGGCCGUUGGUGGUUCUUUACCUGGGGCUAAGUGUGAACAUACUCGAGGCGGUGCUUCAGGAUUUAGCGUUUCAGCACACCUUGAAUGCCAUUACAGGCCUCUGUCUGGUGGCAAGUACUCCCUUACCUGGAGCUGGGAUAUUUCCAUAUCCCAUAGACCUGAUCCGAAAGUAUGAUAUGGCCACGCAGUCAGACCUUCAGGGUCUAGACUUGUCCGAUGAGGACUUGCAGUCCCGGAUUUCAGACUGGUACGUGGUGUUGAUGCAGAGACGAGGUGGACACAGCGUUUUUGGUGAUCUUUGCUGCCGACUGCCCAUAUCCUGGAUAUGGUUGUACACCUCCUGGAAUGCUUGCUUUAUGUUUGAUAACUCAAUUCUUAACGACUGGACUUUGGCUGUUCUGUUGGUGCCGCUCUUUGAGAGCCAACGGAUAUUUUGCGUGUUGCAAUGCAAUGGCAUAGCUCUGGAUGGCUGGGUGAACUCGCACUGGCUUCAGGCAAGAGCCUUCAGCCUCUGGUUGUGGUUUGUCGUUGAUGGUCUUGCUCACAAGUUGUUUGUUCAUCCCACAAGUAUAGCAGACUGGUUUCAGCUAACGGCGGAGGAUGAAGUCACCCUUCGCCACUACUGGGGUUCCUUGAACCUUGCCUGGGGAGUCUUGCACCUCGCGUGGUUCUGGCAUCGUGCAUACCGACUUAGCCAAGCUAGGGCUGAGGAGUGCAACGAGGCAAAGAGGCCGGCGAGCCGCUGA